CUGGCUCUUCAUUGGCUUCCCAGGCAGGGAGGGUCCGGGGGCAGGGCCCGGCCCCCACUACAAGGCCGGCGUCUCCGGCCGGAGCCCCCUUUGACCCUCCCGGAUGACCCACCGCCCCUAAUCUCCUUUGGCCCAUCCCGCUGGUCUUUCGAUUCGGACAUCAACCGGAUCGUCCAGUUCCUGGUAUCGGAUUCUCUUUCAGGGGAAGGUUCUCCGGCCGUAUUUAAAGCCGCCGAGUGACCGGCUCUUUCGGACACUCGCUUUUUGGACAGCACAAGGCAGCACCAAGAGCAGCGAUGGCUUCCCAGCUGGAGUCGGCCAUGGAGGGCCUCAUCUCCGUCUUCCACAGCUAUUCGGGCAAAGAAGGAGACAAGUACAAGCUGAGCAAGAAGGAGCUGAAGGAGCUGCUCCAGAGCGAGCUGGGGUGCUUCCUGGAGUCCCAGAAGGAUGCGGAGGCGGUGGACAAGAUCAUGCACGACCUGGACGAGAACGGGGACGGCGAGGUGGACUUCUCCGAGUUCGUGGUCCUGGUGGCCGCCUUGACCGUGGCCUGCAAUGCCUUCUUCUGGGAGAAGCAGCCCUGAACCCGGGACCAAAAGGAAGGCGAAGCUGCUUUGCACACCAAGCCAAGCCAGACGCACUGCUGCCGCCUGCUUAUUAAAGCCAUCUCUCUCUCUGAAA
Molecule: messenger RNA, 681 nt
Organism: Anolis sagrei ordinatus
Lineage: Eukaryota; Metazoa; Chordata; Lepidosauria; Squamata; Anolidae
Source: RefSeq, a predicted model, not a curated record